CUCAAAAUUGAGGGAGGCUGUUGGUUUGCUUAAGGCCAUCGGGGUUCUCUUGUGGAGAUCAUGCAGGCUUCAGUUCAAGUGUAACGAUUGUUUAUGUGCAUCAGCAGAAUUAAAAUGGCAACAUACGUCAGAGAAUAAGAUGGAGUAUUUAGUGUCUAAGCUGGAAUCUCUACUGGGAAGGAUUUUGGAACACUAGCUCCUGUAAGAUCACCGGCAAAUUAAUCGUUUCCAUUUACAUCAGCAAUGACCGGGAAUUGCCUGGAAGUGGUGGAGCUAACAAGUAGUGGACGCCCAGUCCUCCUCUCGUCAGAGAUUGAAUGUUCGCUCCUCUCUGCUGUAGACCUGGAAUGUGAAGACCUCCUCAACUUCCCUAACCUCAAAUCAGGGAUCCUCACCCUCACGACCCACCGCCUCCUGUGGCUCCCCGAUUCCUCUUCCCAAGGAGCCCCUUCAGCCAUCCCACUUGCCUCCAUCACCCACAUAUUCUCUGCCAAAAAGUCCAUCAAGUCUAUGUUUGCCUCCCCCAGAGUCCGAUUCCAGCUUUCAGUAUCACCUGACGGACGUGUUUUAAGUUCAGGGUUGGGUGGUAGGUCUGUCGUUGUUACAUUGGUUGUGAGGGGGAAGGGUGCUGAUUUAGACGUGUUUUUGACCAAGUUUUGGGAUAACUGGCGGGGAAGAGCCUGGGAGACUGGGAAUGUGGAGGUCACUUCGGGUUCUGAGUCGGGUUCUGGGUCGACUUCAUCGGGGUUGUACACCAAGGAAGGAACGGUGAGGAUGGUCGGGGUGUCUGGAAUACUAAGGAAGGAGCAGGAGAUGUGGGAGACUACUGAUAAGAGCUUGCAGGAUGCUUUCCAGGACCUGAAUGCUCUCAUGAGUAAAGCUAAAGAGAUGGUGAUGCUAGCAGAGAAAAUGAGGCAGAAGCUUCUAUCCGGCUCGACUAAACCUACUGCAGCAGAGGACGAGGAAUUGGGUUCCAAACAAGAAAUGCAAGACUGGAUGCUGAGUGUUGGUAUUAUAUCGCCAGUCACUAAAGAGUCUGCUGGUGCUCUUUACCACCAACAAUUGUCACGUCAGUUGGCAGAUUUUGUCAGGCUUCCUCUUGAGAGAGCUGGAGGAAUGAUGAAUCUCAUCGAUAUUUAUUGUCUUUUCAAUCGAGCUCGAGGAACAGAAUUGAUUUCACCAGAGGAUUUGCUUCAAGCAUGUUUUCUGUGGGAGAAGUUUGAUGUCCCAGUAAUGCUUCGGAAGUUUGAUAGUGGGGUGAUGGUAAUACAGAAUAAGUCCCACAGUGAUGAAGAGAUAUUUGCUAGAAUCAAGACCCUUGCAACAAUGCCCGAUGCUCUUCGAACUGGGAUAAGUGCGAGUGAUGCUGCAAUCACACUAGGUAUUGCGCCAGGCAUGGCCAAGGAGCAUCUUUUAACUGCUGAAAGCAAAGGUCUUCUAUGCAGGGAUAUUAGCCCAGAUGGUUUUCGCUUUUAUGUCAACCUGUUUCCAGAAAUCGAUCCAAACAAUGUUUACUUAGUAAAAGAUUAUGGAGUCUAUGACACAUGGAUAAGGGUGGCAUCUGCUUUCGGAUGAGAGACAAUUUGUGCACUAUCUCCCUGUUUACUUCCUCAUUUUAACCACAUCCAAGGUUAGACAAAUUGAUGAACACGGAGGAGUUUAUGAUAUUCCAAUGUACAUCUUCGUGGUAAACUUGAACUUGCAGAAAUAUGCAUCAAACCUCUUGCUCGCACCGCACCCAUUGUUGGGUGAUAUUUUGGGAGCUAAUGAUACUUCUCUUGUAUUUGCUUUUGACUUGUACUUUUGAGUAGAAAUGAGGGCAAGUGUCUUAACCAAGCCCUCACCACUCUUAUGCUCGAAUAAUAGUGCAAAUAUUUAUAAAAGCAAUUGGCUCCGGAAGGGCGGUUUCUA
Messenger RNA from Argentina anserina (silverweed cinquefoil), 1911 nucleotides. RefSeq names its product vacuolar protein sorting-associated protein 36. Gene Ontology annotation, molecular function: phosphatidylinositol-3-phosphate binding; ubiquitin binding. NCBI's taxonomy places the organism in Eukaryota, Viridiplantae, Streptophyta, Magnoliopsida, Rosales, Rosaceae. The coding region runs from base 244 to 1575 and encodes 443 amino acids. The record is from RefSeq and is a predicted model, not a curated record. The transcript is spliced from 10 exons. Gene Ontology annotation, cellular component: late endosome membrane; ESCRT II complex. Gene Ontology annotation, biological process: protein transport to vacuole involved in ubiquitin-dependent protein catabolic process via the multivesicular body sorting pathway.